CACAAUUGUAGUAGUUGACGGGUCAUCUUCUAUCGUGUCUGAUUGAAUGACUGUCGUCUUAAACGAACAAUCCUUGCUUCACGAUGGACAUCAUUCAAGUUCUAGUUUUCGUGAUUCUUGCUUUUACUGUCGAAUGCCAAAGACCAAGAGAAGAACGAGUUACAAACUGUCCGUGGGAGUGCAUGUGUUCUCAGGAUAUCGCCAAUAAGAAUAUGGGUACAGGAAUAUUAGUUAAUUGCACAGGAAGAAGACUGAAAAGGUUUCCAUACCCUAUGCCAUCGACAACAACCAAGUUAAUCUUAAGUAAAAACAGGAUCUCAUCAAUCUCUGCGAAUGACUUCAAAGCAAUUCAGCAUUUGAGGAUAUUGAACAUGGAAGGAAAUCGUCUUAAAAAACUAUCAGUUGAUUCGUUCGGACAUCUACCUUGGCUGUCUACAUUAAAUCUCCGUAGAAAUCGUAUAAGUGAGCUGCAAUUUGGAUUUUUAGGCAAUGCUCCGAACAUAAAAGUUUUAAUCCUCGCAGAGAACAAGAUAUCGGAGCUAAAAUACGGCUCAUUCGAUAUCGUCGAUAAACUGGAAUUUCUUGAUUUAAGCAGGAAUAACAUUAGUCGAGUUCAGGAUGGCUCAUUCUUGGGACUAAAACGGCURAAAACAUUGUUUUUGAAUGACAACAGACUAACCAAAGUAUCUUCUCAAUUAUUUCCUGAUGUCUACUCCCUCAAGUCACUGCACUUGGACCGUAAUCAGAUAAAGUGGGUCCAGCCAGAGUCUUUUCUGCGUCACCGAUACCUAGAAGUACUGUCCCUUGGCGACAAUCGAAUAAGUCACGUGACCUACUCGAUGCUGACAGGACUCAAGAUGCUAAAAGAAUUAUAUUUGCAGCGAAAUCAAAUCACGAAAAUCGACCCAUGGUCCCUCACGCAGCUGAAAAACUUGGAAACUUUGUAUUUAUACUCCAACUUCCUUGAUGAAAUUACACCAAACGUUUUUGUUGGACUUGGGAAACUGAGAUUCUUGCAUCUUGRAAUGAACAACAUUAAAUACAUUGCAAACGACGCUUUUGUUGACCUCCGAAUACUGGUGACGCUGUCAUUAGAUUCCAAUCGAAUCACUACACUUUCGCCAAGAACUUUCUCUGGACUUCGACAACUUAUGGACUUGCAGUUGUACUUCAACAAUAUAUCAUUUGUUGCCAAAGAUUCCUUUUCUGAGCUUAUAAAGCUAAGUAGACUUGUUUGGGAUGUUCCUGCGUUCUUCAAAGGUCAGCGACAGUAUGCAGACGAAGUAGGAAACAGCCUACACUGCGACUGCAAUGUAUUAUGGUUAAAGGAUUGGCUUCGACGAAACAAGAAAGCAAGAAUAACCUGUCAAUCACCACCAGCACUCAAAGGGCUUCCUUUGAUUUCUCUGAAUCAUGCAGAUACAAAGUGUGAGCCAAUCUCCGUCAAAGUGUCACCUAAGAAACUGCUGACCCUAGAGGGCGAUGACGCGGUGCUCAAUUGUACAGUGAAACCCGGAGCGACAUAUCUAUGGACACUAAAUGGUACUGCUGUAAAACUCGACUCGUAUCAUACAGUCAACCCUCUCGGUACUCUCACUAUUAAAGCAGUUAGUCGCAAAGAUAUUGGUCAGUACGUAUGUAUUGCUGAAAACGCUGCUGGUGUUGCUGCAGAUGCUGCAGAUCUUAGUCUUGGAGCAAGGCCGUCAUUCACGAUUCUACCCGACGCACUCGACCUGGACGAACCACUAGAACCAGUAAUCUUCAAAUGUAGCGCCAGAGGAAUCCCAACACCUACAAUAACUUGGCUCAAAGAUAACCUAGAGAUACGCGUAGCAACCGAAGAUUCGCAAUUUCACAUAACGUCAGAGGGAGCCCUUGUUUUUGUUGGCAAAAGGCACCAUAUCACCAGAGAGGGGAAUUUGAUUAUUGUAAAUCCUCGCGAGGAAGACGAAGGAUCGUACACAUGUGUGGCUCAGAACAGUUUAGGAAAAGAGUCCUAUAGCAUCAACCUUUACGUUGWUAUGAGUUCAAAGUGUCUGUAUGGCUGUAAUACAGGAGGAGUGUGUCGACCAUCUCAAUAUCAGUGUAUUUGUACACAGGGAUUCCAUAAACAGGGAAAUCAAUGCAUACAGGAUGUUAUUCCAACAACAUCCGCACCUUUAUCGGGAUCUGGAUCCGGCAUUGGAUCGGGAAGUGGAGUUCCUCCUACUUCUGAUACUUUUACCGCUAUUAUAUCUGGUGAAGGCCCUGUGGAUGAAUCAGGUGACGGUGGUUCAGGAGCCACGCCUGCACCAUCGACUACAAAGAAACCACCAAUUGACCAGGAACAGUCUGGUGAUGAGUCUGGUUCAGGGACCACCCCUUCUCCACCAUUUGUAACAAAACCACCAAUUGACCAGGAACAGUCUGGUGAUGAUGGUUCAGGUGCCACUCUUACACCAUUUACUAAUUCACCACCAAUAGACCAGGAACAAUCUGGUGAGAGCGGCUCAGGAGCCUUGCCUGCACCAUUUACCAGCUCACCACCCAUCGAUAACAAACAGCCUGGUGACAACCCUACAACUCACACUGAACAAACUACACAAAAGCCAACACAUCUACCAGCAAGAACAGAGAAGAUUGUUGUCAUCGACGCGGCCAAUACAGGAAGUGGCGACUCUGACGAAAGCGGAAGUGGUAGUAGCGGUAGCGGGGAAAGAGAAUCGUCCCAGGUUGUUCAAGGAUUAAGAAUAGGUAAACACAAACAUCUACCACCUGCUAGUUCUGUGAUUGGGAAUGAUAACCCCCCUCUACAAAAACCACCUCUAAGCUAAUGGUACUACUUCCUUCUCAAACCACCACUAGAUUAAAGUUAUUCUGCAACACUAAAAGACAAUAGUCUUGCUAUGGGAAGACUUGCAUUUGUAACAUUAUCAAAGUACAACAAUUCAGUGAUCUUGUUACAUUGUCUACAGCUACUUCAUUUCACUUUUUUAGCGCUUCCAACCAUAUCACAUUUGAGCUGAUAAAAAGUAAUAAAACAGCAGUGUACUUUAAAGAAAUUGAAAAGGACAUUCACCAAACAGCAUUUCAAGCAUGGACAAUAUUCUUAUCAAGGAUAAAUAAACUACUUGUAAAUAAUACUGUUCAUUUUAAUGGACAAUUGUUCAUUGGAAUGAAGGACUUUUCCAAAAAGAUAAGCAAUUAUCUGACUUUAUUUUACCCCAGUAAAAUGGACUUGAGCAGUAUCAAGUUCAGAGAAAAGUAAACAUGUAAUGACCCAAGAAUCACACAAUUUUUAAACAAUUUAUUUGUUCCAAUUUACAAAUGUUUUAAGUACACAGAUAUGCUUUACAAAACAAUAUUGUACUCAAUCAACAGCCAUCAAUAAACCAGCCAUAUGCCAUGACAGUAACAUUCUGAAAUUACAAACAUACCAUCAUUAAAAUGACAUAAUGAUGUGUUAUCUACUGUUAAUGACAACAAUUCCUUGAUCAGAUUGAGCAACUAUAUAAGUUUGCAAUACUUUGCUGCUAGUAUUUAAGUGGUACCUCUCCUUACAAUAGUCAAUGUGCAGCGACGGCAUUUUGUGCAACAAAGGAUCAUGGUAGUUGUAGUCAUCACACUUUUUUAUGUCCGCUAAAUCAGUCCUCCUACCAGUUUUUGCUUUUUCUGACCAAAAAUAGAAGUAUUUGUGCUGUUUUUAGAAAGAAAAUGUAAAAACAGCUUUUAAGGAGAUAUUUUAGUGUCUAUGAAAAGUGCAAGGACUACAACUACCAUCAUGCUUUGCUGCACAAAAUGGCGUCGCUGCACAUUGCCUAUUAUCCUUAGCAAUCUUAGAUGUGGUAUCAGAAACUGAUGAAUAGCAUGAAUAGAGAAUUGGGCCAUUUUAUAGUAGGGAACUGCUUAAUGACGCUAUAAAGAGCUACCACUGUAACAGCAACGUCUAGUUGAAAGUGACAGCAUUUUAAAGUUAAUUUAAUGUUAAUAAUAAAGCAAAUUUAAACACCAA
Exaiptasia diaphana is the source of this 3991-nucleotide messenger RNA. Its product is annotated as leucine-rich repeats and immunoglobulin-like domains protein 3. The record is from RefSeq and is a predicted model, not a curated record. The transcript has 20 exons. The coding region runs from base 84 to 2813 and encodes 909 amino acids. Lineage: Eukaryota; Metazoa; Cnidaria; Anthozoa; Actiniaria; Aiptasiidae. Gene Ontology annotation, molecular function: protein binding.